UAUUUAUUUAUGCUGUUUUCUGUGCAACUAAUAUGACGUUAAAAUGUUAAAUGAUAAUUUUUAUUGGUAGUGCUUCAUAGUUCAUUAAAAUCGCUCUGUCUCCUGUCAUUACUAUUAAUAUUAAAAUGAUUAAAUUUCAAUACUUUUCUGUGUUAAAUUUGUUUACAUGUUUUUCUUCAUAAUUAUAAUUUUUUAACGGAGUAUAUAUUAAAAUGUCUUGUUACGUCCAAUAUUGUCGUGAAUGUGGCAUUGCUAUUUCUAAUGCUGAAACAGAUAACAAUGGGGUAACAUAUUACCUGAUCAAAGUGAAUGUUGGUGAUGUUACAUGGACUGUACAAAAACGAUACAAAGAAUUUUUGGAAUUGCACAAAAAAUUAGUAAACGAACAUACUGUGACCAAAGACAUACUACCUGGAAAAAAAAUAAUUGGAAACAAGGAACCAAAUUUCAUUGAAAAACGUCGAGUUGGCUUGGAAAUAUAUUUACAAACCGUUUUGUCAUUUUUGCAAAAGUCAAUGCCUGAAGAACUAUUAGAGUUUUUAGAAUUUGACAAGUAUGAUGUUAUUUUAAUUGUCAAGAAAUUAGCUGUAGAUUUUUUUCAAAACGGUGAUGAUUACCUUUUGAACGAUAAUGGUUUCAAUUUUAACGUUUUAUUGUUAUAUGCAAUUAGUGAACGAUUGAAAUUACCUUGUCCAGAUAGUGAAAAUAAUGAGUAUAAUUUUAGUCAUGUGUUAGAUUUUUGCUCAAAAUUUAAAUACUUGGCCAUUAAAGGAGGAAAUCAUUAUGUUGGUACAAGUAACAUAAUUUACAAUAAAUUAAAUUUUGAGCUAUCAUCUUUUAAGAAUGUGAAUAAAUUUGAAUGUUAUAAUAUUGCUUAUAAUAUGAUAUACAAUUUAAUGACAUUACGAGAUACGGUACGUAUAAUCACGGUUUACAAUUCAAAGCUUAAAACACCUGAAGAUAUUUUACUAUGUGAUAACGUACAUAAAGAAUGGUCUGCUGACAUGGAUCCUAGUAUGAUUUGGAAUAAAGUAAAAGUAGUUGAUUUCAGUUGGAAUGAAAUACUAACAUUAAAAAGUCUCACAAUUUUAACGCCAAAUGUUAAAACAAUAAAUUUAAAUGGAAAUUUAUUGAAUACCAUUGAAGAUUUGUCACCUCUUUCUUAUCUCAGUCACUUAUCUCUAUCAAGUAAUAAUAUUACUGAAGUAUUCGAUCUUCAUACAAAACUAGGGAAUGUUGUAUGUUUAAAUCUGUCUUCAAAUAAAAUAUCUAAUUUAGAAGCAUUUUCAAAAUUAUUUUCACUAGAAAUGUUGGACUUAGGCUCAAACUUAGUUAAUGAUAUAGAUCAAUUAAAACACUUGAGUGGGUUAGAGAAUAUGAAUUAUUUAGUUUUGUCUGGAAAUCCAGUGUCAACUAUAGUUGACUAUCGAAUUAAAGUAUUAGGGAUAUUAAAAAAGAGAACUUCAGAUUUUUGUUUGGAUAAUGAGAGACCCACUCAAAAAGAGCUAGACACUGUUGCAAUAAUGCAUGCAUUAAAAGUUGCCAAAGAAGGCAAAACAUUAUUUGAUAGAUGAUUUAUAUCAUAUUAAAACAUUAUUUAUUAUUAUUGUUCUUUGUUGUCAUUAAACUACCUAUAUAAUUAUUUUUAUUUGUUAUUUUAUAUUAUCAUUAUUGUUAAAAAUAAUAAUCACAAAUUUAUAUUUAAUUUUUAUCAUGAUAUAAUAAAGUUUACUGUAUCAUGUUUUUGUUUUGUGAUAAUUAUAUAUACCUAUUGAAUUAUUUUUUAUUUUGUCAAAUGUUAAAUAUUUAAUAAUGUUUUAUAUUAUGUUAAAACUGUAUGCACUAUGCAGGCAUGAAUUAUAAAAUCUUUCAGUUGUGAGAUUUUAUAUUAUAAAAAAAAAAUUCAAACUAAUACAUAUUAUAUAAUUAUAUUGUAGCUGUUUAUUAUUUUUACUCAUAAGUCUGAAAGAAAUAAUUAAUUUAAUAACUAUACAGUCAGAAUAUAUUACAACUAUUAAAUUAUUUCUGUGUUAUCACUUAAUACAAAAUAAUUAAGAAUCAAUACAACAAUCAAAUUAUGCUCAUUCUGACAAAUCAAUAAAAUUGUAUUAUUUAUUAUUCAGUUGUGGUUCAAACCUUAUUAAAUAGAACUAUUCCCAUUCCUUCUUUGUUUGAUAUAUACCUACUCAUUAUGAUAUUAUAAUGUGUAUAUAUAGUUAAUAAAAUAGUAACAAAGGUCCAAGUGACCAAGUCUAUUUUUAAUACAGUAGAAUUUAUUAUCAACUAUUAUUUAUAAAUUAUACAUCACAGAACAUUUAACAA
Aphis gossypii (cotton aphid) is the source of this 2322-nucleotide messenger RNA. Its product is annotated as nischarin. The record is from RefSeq and is a predicted model, not a curated record. Gene Ontology annotation, cellular component: cytoplasm. The coding region runs from base 213 to 1574 and encodes 453 amino acids. Lineage: Eukaryota; Metazoa; Arthropoda; Insecta; Hemiptera; Aphididae. The transcript has a single exon. Gene Ontology annotation, molecular function: protein kinase binding; phosphatidylinositol binding.